AUUUUUACGCCUCCAUGCUAUACAAUAGCUAUUUACUUUUCUAUCCUCUGAUAGUAAAAGGUAGCGGCCUGCAGUGAAAAGUGAAUUUUAGCCGACAUAGAGAGAGCCUCCGCGUGUUUUUUCAGAUGCCAAGUUUUCGUCGUAAAACAGCCAAAAGCAGAUCUGCUCCUCAAGCUCGAGAUUUUGUGCGGUUUUCCAGAUCCUCUUGAGAAACACAUGGCCAGCAGUGCGUGGCUUCGAAUUUCCCUGCUUCUCCUAAUGCGCGACGUUGAUGGUUAUUGACACGAGACAACUGCUCCCAGACAGGAAGGCCCGUGGGGGUGGUUUCUCCCUUGCACGCUCCAUUUGAAGCAAAACUGGCGAUAAAUCAGCCCCAGGGGAGAGACUUAAAUUGUUAAGAGAUAUGCAUUUCCAUGUUUCACAAUGCCGUGGAGAAAUUUAGUGUCCAUGGUGACCAACUUUGUUUAUCGCUUUGGAGUAAAUCCAAAUAAAACUGACAUUGAAAGGUGACUAGAAACCAUGCCACCCCCGGAGGCGGCUGAAUGUUGCGUGGCACACGCUCACGUCCCUUUGGUGCUGAGUCGUCCCACUCUUGAGCGAAUAGAAGCGAAUGCCGACGUGCGUGGACGACAGAUGGAGGCGGCUGAGGCCCGUAAGCGGCGGCAGGAGGCCGACAGGGCGGCCACCGCGGCCACAACAGCCGCAAUGGCCGGCACGACGGCCAAAUUGGCAGAGGCCGCUAGGAUGGAGGCCGAGAGGGCUCUACGCGAGACGCAGAGAAGAGAGGCGGCGGAGGCGGUCAGGGCGAGACAGGAGCUGCGCGAGCGGGCUGCUGAGGAGGCGGCACGGCAGCUUACUCUCGCCUUUCGGUCGCGAGACGCAGUCAAGCAGCUUGACGCUGCGCUAGGCGCCGUGUAUGCGCUCGAGCAACGCAAAGAACAAAUGGAGGUACAAGAGCGGCAAAAGAAGGAGGAAAUGGAGCGAGAAAGGGAGCACCAGCGUCUGGUCCAGGAACGCACUAAACUGGAAAGGGAGGCGGACAUAGCUAAAAAAAGAGAGGUGCAACGGAGAAAGCAGAUCUUGAGACGAGAUUUACUUGCACAAAUAAACGAAAAGCACAAAAAAAGACGUGAAGAAAAGUUUGAAAGAGAAGCAGAGAAACAGAAAAAUAAGGAGGAGCAAGAAAAAUCGCAGGAAGAGAGACAGAAAGAGAAGGAAAAUGAAAUGGAGAAAAGAAAAAAACUGCUUGAGGAAGAAAUGCGGCUGAUUUCUGAAGAGAAAAUACGGAAGAAGGAUUAUAUAGAAAGAGAGGAAAGAGAGAGGAUGGUUUGUCUUGCAUAUGAAGAUUUUAAAAGUGAGAUCAAGCAGAAAUUGGACCAAAUUCAAAAAGGGAGAGUGCGUUUCGAUAAAAGCAAGCAUGUCGGCAAAAAAAUCAUAGAUGCUCAAAAAAUGCGAGAUGCCAAAUUCGAAAAUCGGUUUUCAAAAACUUCAAGCGAACGAGUACAGCGGGAGAGGCAAAAGUUAGCAGAGGCAGAAGCGCGAUGGGUUGAGCGUCGUCGCCGCGCCGUUGAACACCGAGACCACCAGCUAGAGGCUGCAGAGGAAUGGCGAAGGAGACAGAAGGAGGAGAACGAAAGAGAGAACGCCUUUGACUGGAGACUGCAGCAGCAGAUAACAAACGAGUGGAAGCGGCUCAGGGAGGCAGAACGGAGGCGGCAGCAGGUCGAAAACCGACGAGCCUAUGAUAAGCAAAUGGCCGAGGAAGCGGCGAACCGCGCGUGGGAGGAUGCAGUGGACGCGGCGGAGGAGGCCGACCGCAGGAUGAGAUUUCAGCAGGAGGACCAAGACGUUCUGCAGCACGCGCAGCAAGCUUUGGAACAGUGCAGGCUAGGCGGCGGGCCUGUGGAGCCCAUCAAGCGAGCAAUCGCAGAUUUUAAGAAACGGAAAGGCCUUGGCCCUCGCCCUGCACUGCGGGCUUCGGUGCUGGCCCACCUGGACGUCGGUCUUGACCUUGACCGGGUCAAAGAUCAUCUCGAUUACUACCUCGAGCACAGUAACUUACGGGAAUUAGAGUAA
Molecule: messenger RNA, 2076 nt
Organism: Cloeon dipterum
Lineage: Eukaryota; Metazoa; Arthropoda; Insecta; Ephemeroptera; Baetidae
Product: golgin subfamily A member 6-like protein 22
Exons: 7
Coding region: 520-2076 (518 amino acids)
Source: RefSeq, a predicted model, not a curated record